UCUUUUGGGAGAAGAAAAUGGAACUUCAAACUAAGGCAGGAAUCAGUAACUAAAUAAACAACAUAUAGAAAAACUCCAACUGUCGGGGGGAAUCAGCAAUUCAAUAAACAACACAGAAAAACAUUCAAUAUACAUUAACCGUUACGCCCACGUUGGACUGCAUAUAAACUUGUUCAACCAAGAAAUUUUACGCCCAUCCAUCAACGCCGGAGAAAAGGGUUAGCAGAAGAAAGAGGUCGGCAAUGGAAAACCUGCAGGGAGGAGGCGGAAAGCGGCGGCGCGUGGUGCUGGUGCCUUAUCCCUUCCAGGGGCACAUCACGCCCAUGCUUCAGUUAGGGAGCAUUCUUCACUCCCGUGGGUUCUCCGUCACCGUCGCCCAUCCUCAAUAUAACUCACCUCCUCCUUCUUCUCAUCCCGAGUUGGAAUUUCACAGUUUAUAUGACGGCUUGUCCGGCUACCAAUUGUCUUUUCAGAGCUUGCUUGCUGCCAUUUAUGGCAUGAAUGAGAAUUGCAGGGCUUCACUGGAGGAGUAUUUGGUUCAGUUGAUGGAAGAAGAAGAAAAGCAGGAUAUUGCGUGCAUCAUCUACGACAACAUCAUGUUUUUUGUGGACGAUGUGGCGACUCAUCUAAAGAUUCCCACCAUUGUCUUGCGCCCUUUCAGUGCUAAUUACUUGAAUUCUCUCCUUUCCAUUCUUCAACAAUCAGACGCCAUCUUUCCCUUCCAAGACAGUAGUAUUCUUGAGCCAUUGCCGGAUCUUCAUCCCCUGAGGUUCAAGGAUCUGCCAUUUCCAACGAUCAACAACCAUGUUAUUGAACCGGUAGUCGAUUUCUCGGUGAGAACAAAUGACAUAAGAUCUUCAGUGGCGUGCAUUUGGAACAGCGUGGAUGAACUGGAGCAUUCAGCGCUGUCAAAGCUUCAACAGCGCUACAAAGUUCCGUUCUUCCCCAUCGGACCUUUCCACAAGCGGGCUUCUGAUUCCUCCACCAGUUUGCUAGAAGAAGACAAAACCUGCCUGGAAUGGCUGGACAGGCAAACCCCAGCCUCAGUUCUCUAUGUAAGCAUUGGGAGCUUCGUGAAAAUGAGCGAAAAAGAUCUGGUUGAAACGGCUUGGGGCUUGGCUAAUAGUGAUCAGCCGUUCCUGUGGGUGGUCCGGCCUGGAUCCGUCGACGGCGGCUCCGACCAGCUGCCGGAGGAUUUCGAGAGAGUGGUCGGAGACAGAGGGAGGAUCGUGAAAUGGGCCCCGCAGAGGAGUGUACUAUCACACCCGGCCGUGGGUGGGUUCAUGAGUCACUGCGGGUGGAACUCGACUCUGGAGAGUAUAUUCGAAGGGGUUCCUAUGAUCUGCUCGCCGGUUCUUUCCGACCAACCGGUGAACGCAAGGUACCUAACGCAGGUAUGGAAGGUGGGAAUGGAAUUGGAGAGAGCCGAGAGAGGCGUUAUCGAGACGACGAUUCGAAAACUCAUGGCCGGGGAUGAAGGCAGGGAAGUGAGGAAGAGAGUUGUUGAUUUGAAGCUCAAGCUAAUUGAGUCUUGUAUGGAGAAAGGUGGGUCUUCAUAUCAAGCCUUGGAUGAACUAGUAGAGUUCAUUUCUUCAUUACCAUGAGUCUUGUUUUCUAUCAGCUUUAAUCGAAUUUGUUAUGAACUGAUUUCAAUCUAUGCUUUUCAGAUCAUUUACAUGUUUCAAUAAUCACAGUUUACUACAACAUUACUAUCAAGAUAUUUCUGAUAGUGAUUCAUGAUUGUGUGUUGUUUUCAUAGAAUUUUUUGUAGUUUUCAAUGAAAUUAAUGUCACACUGUAA
Messenger RNA from Ipomoea nil (Japanese morning glory), 1800 nucleotides. RefSeq names its product UDP-glucose iridoid glucosyltransferase-like. Bases 243 to 1604 code for a protein of 453 amino acids. Lineage: Eukaryota; Viridiplantae; Streptophyta; Magnoliopsida; Solanales; Convolvulaceae. The transcript is spliced from 2 exons. The record is from RefSeq and is a predicted model, not a curated record. Gene Ontology annotation, molecular function: UDP-glycosyltransferase activity.